Messenger RNA from Exophiala bonariae, 645 nucleotides. RefSeq lists its product as uncharacterized. NCBI's taxonomy places the organism in Eukaryota, Fungi, Ascomycota, Eurotiomycetes, Chaetothyriales, Herpotrichiellaceae. The transcript has a single exon. The record is from RefSeq and is a predicted model, not a curated record. Bases 1 to 645 code for a protein of 214 amino acids.
AUGGGUCUCAUCAAAGCAGCCAUAAUAGUCGGCGGCGGCGCCUACGCCAUCAAAAAGAUCUCGGCACACCGCGAGCAGAAGAAACAGGGCCGCAUGGCAUUCGACCAGAACAUGGCUUCGGGCCCACACCAGCCACAGUACCGAGACUAUCCCGAACAACCGCAACAACAUCAGUACUACGAUGAGAAGCACCAGAGCCGCAAUGAGAAAUCCCGUGGCCUAGAUGCCGGCGCCGAGCAGUACACCGACUACCCAGCAAGACAACGACAGCAGCAAUACUCGCCACCCCCUCAAGCCGCCGUACACCCCUACGCCCUAGAAUUCGUCGACCGCCGCGGCUCCUCGUCACCACAACAACAGCAACAGCAAUGGCGCCUAAGUAACAGCCACAACGCCCCACUACCACAGGGUCAUGAAAACGGAUAUUAUCCGCCGCCCUCGUAUCAUCAGAAUGCGUCCAUGGCCGGACAGCGCAAUGUCACGUCUGGGUUCGUCGAGCCCGAUGAGCUGUCGUUGUCGGAUGCCCACAGUCAGGGUCCGAGCGCGUGGGAUCGGAAGGGCAGGAGGGAGAGUGGAAGUGGCACUCCCGCCGGCGCCGCUGGCCUGUCGCCCAAGGAGUAUUUGGAGAGACAUCUUUCGAAAUGA